CCUCCCGAAACGGGCGUGGACAAAAAUUCCAGUAUCUUUAAAUAAGAGAACCGUUCAAACUUAAGUCACAUAGCCUACUAGGUUUAUCUGAGACAAGAGGAAGAAGCAACGAGGCAUAUUUCGGAAUUGCGUUGGACAUUUCUGAACACUUUAAGUGCAACCAUACGCAAAACCCCGUGAAGGAAAUGGAGACCCUGCACGAGAUCAUCCCGUUCGCUAAGGAGAUGAUGAGCCAGAAGCCUAGCCGCGGCAUGGUGAAGGUGUACGCGGUGGGAACCGUGCUAGCGUUCUUCGGCGUGGUGAUUGGCCUGGUAGAGACCAUUUGCCGGUCUUUCUCGCCACGGGAGCCGAUAGACGAAGAGUUAGCGCGGUUGAUCGCUCGCGAGCAUCGCCUUCAGAAGCACAAGGAGAUCGAGAUCGAACUGACGGAGACUUCAGCGGCCUCAGAGGCUGGAGCCGUAUCCAAGCAACAAGUAGCAGCAGUGCAGAGGAACACGGCCAACCGCCUACAUGCUUCAUAAAAUCCACUGACAACUGUAUUUAUAGAACUUUGUGCUUACUUGCCAUGAAUAUAAGCCUACUGUAUAUGACUUAUAUAAACGGACAGGACAAAUAAGGGAAACAAUAGCGAUGGCUAUUAUCUUCGUUAUCUGACCUGUUUCACCGAAUAGCUAAACUUGAACUAUGUUGUGCUGCUUUGGGGAUGCGCCGCAGUCCCGUGUCUGAAUAUUGCCUGUCAGUUAGAGUACACAGAUGCGAGGGCUGACCUCCAGCCCAGUGCAACGCAGAGACGCUUGCUGCCGUGCAGCUGAUGCUUGAAGACGUUUACAGCAGACGGUCACACUCCUUACCUCUGCGAAUGAUUACUUUUAUACUUAGAGGGAGAAAAAUAGCUGAAUGAUGUAUUUGUAUAUUCUUUUUGCAACGCAAUAAAUGCAUAUUUUUAUUUACA
Messenger RNA from Anguilla anguilla (European eel), 952 nucleotides. RefSeq names its product G0/G1 switch protein 2-like. The record is from RefSeq and is a predicted model, not a curated record. Lineage: Eukaryota; Metazoa; Chordata; Actinopteri; Anguilliformes; Anguillidae. Bases 186 to 521 code for a protein of 111 amino acids. The transcript has 2 exons.